Messenger RNA from Mytilus californianus (California mussel), 468 nucleotides. RefSeq lists its product as uncharacterized. Lineage: Eukaryota; Metazoa; Mollusca; Bivalvia; Mytilida; Mytilidae. The coding region runs from base 1 to 468 and encodes 155 amino acids. The record is from RefSeq and is a predicted model, not a curated record. The transcript has 5 exons.
AUGAUUAUCUGUUUUGUGGUUUUUGACCGUCAAUGGGUGUCAAAGGUCAUUGGCUACACAGAACAGUGGGAUAACAAUGGAUGGUCAGCAGCUCAAGUUAUAGGAGCGCCUGAUGUGUAUCCACGAUAUGGUGACAUAGAAGGAGCUUGGUGCAUGAAAACUGCAGCUUCUGAUCAUUAUAUAACGAUUCAAUAUUCGAAGAAAAUAUAUAUUCAGAGUAUUAAUAUCUAUGAGACAUAUAAUGGGGGAUCGAUUUGGAGAAUAAGUUUUAAAGCCCCAAAUGGGAGUUGGCAGACUGUAUGGGAAGUUGACGGAUCUACUUUACCCACUGUGAGAAGUAGUAGGAUUUUUUCUCCUCCAAUUCAGACUGUUACCUUUCCUGCAAAUGAAGUUCACAUCGAGAUCGAUACAACAAAUACAGACGUUGAUUAUGAAAUUGAUGCAAUUGAAAUAACAGGACAAUGCUGA